AUGGCGGAGCCGCUGACACGGAAGCGAACCGAAUCGCUGUCUAAAAUUUACUCCAAGAAGCCCAUCAGCGAAGGCUACGCCCUGUGGGACCGCGACUACCUCCUCGCCGCCAUGCGUGUCUUCACGUUUAAGGCGGAGGGAGCGCCGCCGUUUGUGCUCGCGCCCUAUCUCGACUCCGUGGCCGAGAUUACGCUGCAGAUGCAUGACCUCGAAGACGCCGCGGAGCAGUUCGCGAUUGCCGCCGGCAAGUACCAGCUGAUUGACCAGAAAGUGCUGGCAGAUCUCAUGCGCUUCAAGGUGACGGAGGUGUCGAGCAGCGCCGAGAUCGCGCUCGAGCAGGUGCAGGCAUACCUCGCAGCGCAGGAUCCGCAGGCCAACGGUGGCGGCGAAACUUCGACGGCGCAGACCAAGUCCGCCUUAGCGCGCGUCUACGCGUACCUGGCGGACCUCCUGCUGGGGUCUCUGGAUGAGGAGAAGCCCGACGAGGCGGUGCUAGCGCAGGCACUCACGGCGGCGGAGCUCGCCGUUCGGCUCGGCUGGGACCGAGAUCACUGUGGUUGGCUAAUCGUUGGCGACGUACACGCCGCCAGUGGCAACUACAAGAAGGCAAAAGAGGCGUACGGCAAGGCGCUCCAGAGGUGCCCGCACUACGCAAAGGCGCUGGAGCGGCAGACCGGCGUGCUGCAGCAGCUUGUCCGUGCCGCUGAGGAGUGUGGUGACGACGCCAGCAAGGCCGCCCUCAAUAAGGAACUCUUAUCGCUGUUGGACCGCAGUAUCGAGGUACACCCGCUGGCGAACACGUUCCGCGAGAAAGCGUUCUUACUGAGUGAGAUGGAAGGGGAUGAUGCAGCGCUGGCCUUUGUCGCCGAGACCCUCGAGCACCCGCCACAGGAAGAGAUUGAGGUGAUUGGUAGCUCGGCGAAGGAGACGACGUCGACGCUGCUGAAGGCGAAGGCAGCAAUUCUAGCAGAUGGCAACCAGCUGGACGCGGCGCUCGAGGCGGCGACCAAGGCUCUAGAGGUCAACCCGAGCGACGACGAGGCCAGAUCGAUUAUUUGCGACCUACACGAGUCGAUGGCAUAG
Messenger RNA from Leishmania braziliensis MHOM/BR/75/M2904, 1083 nucleotides. RefSeq lists its product as hypothetical. The record is from RefSeq and is a predicted model, not a curated record. Lineage: Eukaryota; Euglenozoa; Kinetoplastea; Trypanosomatida; Trypanosomatidae. The coding region runs from base 1 to 1083 and encodes 360 amino acids. Gene Ontology annotation, molecular function: protein binding. The transcript has a single exon.